Molecule: messenger RNA, 6185 nt
Organism: Heterobilharzia americana
Lineage: Eukaryota; Metazoa; Platyhelminthes; Trematoda; Strigeidida; Schistosomatidae
Source: the annotation of a GenBank genome assembly
UUCAAACUUAAGAUAAAUCAUUUCACACUAAAUUAUUAUUUUAAUUCAAUGAAUCUUGAACAUUUAUCAAGAUUUUCUUUGAAUGCUGCUGAUAACAAAUGAGAUAUUUGUUAUUUAUUCAUAAUUUUCAUUCUAUAUCACAUAUAAUAUGUGGAAAAUAUAGAAGUCUAAUUUUCGGAUAUAUUAGAUAUAUACUGAUCGCAGCAUCCUAGCAUACAAUUAUUUAAUAUUUCAGGGAAAAAAACAUUUUCGACUGUUAUGAAUUAAAAAUAUAUUUUAAAACCAUAUAUUCAACUGAUAAAUUUUUUAUAGCAGCAGAAAGAUAUUUGGAAGAGUUGCAUCUUCGUCAAACCUCUUACUGAUCAAAAGAGGAACAAUAAAUCUCACCUAAGGAUCACAUCAUGAAUUAAGAAAAUAAAGAUUUCAACCAUGUUAACAACGGCCUUAAAUUUUCUCUCAGAUAAACGAAAACGCUUUCAUCGUUCAGACACAAUGCCAAUAUUUACAAAUGAUUCAAAUCUGUUCAAAUUAAAUUCAGACAAUCAAUUAGUUGAAAAUCAGAAACAGUGUAAUAAAAAUAAAGACUAUGAUGAUGAAGACAUAGUUUCUGUUAAUGUUUGUAAGAAAAGUGAUGUUAAUUGCCAGGAUGAAACUUUGUUAAGUAAAAGUGUUUGUUAUCAAGGUGGAUUAUCAUCAUCAUCUAAGAGUUGUGCACUGAGACAACUCUCAAGUAAUGAUGAUAAUGAUGACGAUGAUUAUGACACUGAAUUUGUGAAACUUCCAUCAUUUUCAUCAACUGAAAAGAACUGCCCAGAGGGAAUGAAGAUGCAUAGCAACGAAAAACACCUUUCAGUCGGUAACUUAAACAAAUAUCAAUUCCUAAAUCUAGAAACAAACUUAUAUCGUCAUCAGAAAAAUCUAUCAAACAGUCCACCUCAUGGGAAUACUUCACAGGGUUGUUUAUCCCAUGGAUAUAGCUUGAGCAGCAUGCAAGUUCCACUGAACCCUACUGGCUCAGAAAACAACGUCUUCACGUCAUUCACUGUUUGGAAGAAAGAUUCUAGCGAUUUACGCCAUAUUCCUAAGGACGGUAAGACAAAUUCCUCAGCAGCAUGCAAAGUGGUUGACGGUAGCAAAUCUGUCCGUCUCCCAUCUAAAUUAAGUGAAUCUCAUGCGCUAGUUUCAGAUGACUUAAACAGUGAACUAACUUUGGAUCACAGUACAAAAGCAACCUCAUCAGGAAAGUCCAAAGUAGUCAGAAUGCGUGCAAGGGCAGUUGCAAGAGCAGCGAAGGGUAAACUAAAACGUUCUAAGAGUAGUGCUUACAUGUCAAGGCAAUUUCGUGAUCUACCAUCAGAGGACAAUAAUGUAAGAGGGCGUUCCUCUAGUGCUCAUCGUGAUCCGGAUAUCAGCGUUCAAGAAAAUAAACCAGUACAAACUUCCUCGGAAAACAAGCCACGUCCUGGUUUAGUCAGAAGCUGGAUUGAUAAAAAUCCUCGUCUACGAUUAGAUACAUCACCUCAACGUUCAUCAAAUGCUAGUAAUAUAGGUGAAGUAGCAAACGCCGAUGAAGUUAUUGAACAACUUGUAAAUAAAGCGAAUGCUUACAAAUUCCAAGUAAUUAAUGCCCUAGAACAUUUCAAACCACUUACAGAAGUAUCUGUGAGUGGAAAUGCAAUCAACAGCGAUCUAGUUACUGCUAUGCAAAAUAACAAUUACUCCCCUAAAAUUUUGUCUAGCAGAAGUUUGAUGACUUCAGCAAAUAAUAGUGCAAAGCCUAACCGUUAUUCUGUUGUCAAAAAGCUAAGACGAAACAAUUCAAGUAUAGCAUGUUCAAAUGAUCAGCUACCAACUUCACAUGAGGAGCAAAGUAUGAUUUCUACAAGUUCUACAGCUGGAGACCUGUUACUGCCGUCGAAAAACUACAAAACAAGCGACAUUGCUUCGGAAGAUGAAGACGACUUUAUAAAGAAUAUUACCGGAAAUCUAUUUACUGUUGUAAGAAAUGAUGACUGUGAGCAAUUUUUAAAGCUAUUUGAUCAUUACCAAAGGUUGAAGGACAAAAGUUUCGGACAAAUUCAAAAAUCUACAAAUGAAUUUGGAUUAAGUGCAUUAGACAGUGCUCAUCUAACCGCAUCCUUACCACUCAUCUCCUGCCUAAUGGUCUGUGGUUUUUCACCAGGCCCUGUAAUCCAGUCACUUUUAAACUCAGGUCCUAAAUCCUAUUCACAUAAACUAGACAGAAUGGGUCAAUAUUUACAGAGUUUACUAGAGGAGAAAGAAAUUCAACUAACUAAGUGUAAAGUAGAAACAAAAAAUGCGAUUGCUCGAGCCAAUCAUCUAACGAUAACUGAAAGUUCUAAAGAUUCUUGUAGUUUAAUACAACCAAGUCAACAACAAGAACAAAUUAUUAAUACAACGGCAUUUGCUGAAGUGGCUAUGAAAGAAAAAGAGUUACAAACUGUAUUGGAUGAGUAUGAAUACCUCUCUAAAUUGAUUGAAAACUAUAGUAGAUUUCCAAAAAGCACCAAGCCACCAAAUAAAGUGAACAUAUAUUUAAAUUCUUCGAACUCCAUAUUAAUUCGAAUAAGUCCACCAAAAAAUGGCAGAUUCAUCAAAGCUAACUUCCAUCAGAACUCGGCUGACACUUCUGACGUUGAUACUUGUUACAAAAAUAACAGAGUUGAAUGUGACCUUGAUCAGGAUCAAAGUUCAUGUGAGUCAACUGAUAAUGAUCUAAUUCAUGAUCCAAUAAAUGAAGGCAGAAAAAUUAAUGGUGUCCAUCAAAUUCACUCUAAUAAUUUUAUUCUAUACUAUUGUAUAGAAUGGUCUACUUGUCCUAAAUUUUCAAAUUCGGAAGUUUACAACUCAUUGGUUCAACCACCAAUUCGUGUUAUCAAACCAUAUUCACAUUCAAUGAAACACAAACAGUUUAGUAUUCUACGUGUAGGCUUUUACUGUUUAAAUAAUUUACCAGAAAAUAAAAUGGUAUUUGUUCGUGUAUUCGCUUUUUCGAUUAAAGGAUGGUCUGAACCAUGUUAUGCUAAUCCAAAUGGAAUAGUUUUAUCAUCGUGGAUAGAUAAUAAAAUCUGUGAAUUAUAUCGAAAUACAGUUCAAAGAGAAAACUUAUCAUUAUCCUAUACGAAAUAUGUUGGUUGCACAUUAGACGAAGAACUUGAUACAUUUAAAAAUAAUCUAAGCAAACAACUCUUUUCAUGGACACGUAGUUAUCCAAUGAACUCAAACACUAGCAGUGGAAGUAGCAAUAGUACUAUAACAGGUGUUCCAGUCAACACUGUAGAAGAAACAAGUAAACGAACAAAAUCACCAAUGUUACAAAGAAAGCGUUCCUUCAGAUUUCCAUUCUCAAAUAAAGGUUUAAAAUUUGUUAAGCAAACCAAAUCUGGAGUUUAUCUAGCAGUACUAUAUCAUACUCCAACAACUUCAUCAAAUAUUACCAUGGAUGAUGAGUCAGGAAAAUUUAAAUAUAAAUCAAAAAUUGUACUUGCAGAUGAUUACAUUCCAAUUUUAAGUGUUUCUCGUGAAGAUUAUACAAAUGAGUCAACAUUGAAUUCAGAUUUUAAUUGGUUCGCUAGAAUUGUUUCUGAUUCCUUUUUUGAUAUGGAUUUACAAUUUUUAUAUGAAGAUAUGCCUAAUACAUCACUUCCAACAAAUCUUCAACUUCGUGUACGACUACUAGAAAUGCUACAAAGAUUAAAAUUAUUACUUGGAACAUCGAAUCUUGGCACUAUUUAUCCAGAGAUAAUACGUGUUCGAUCAAUUGAUUCAAGUUUAAUAAAUUUAAAACAAACUAAGAAUGAAAAUUCAGAUAUUCAAGAAAUAUUAUCUACACCUAAAGUAUCCACUGAAACAAAUGAUUCAAUUGCUACUUCUACAAGCUAUGAAAGUAAUCCAAAAUCAACAUCUUCAUUUUUAUUCGUUCUAGUAAAGCGAAUUAAUAAUCCGAAUGAAAUUAUUCUUACUGGUAAUCUUAGAUGGUGUCAUUUAGAUAAAUUUUUACGACAAAAUAAAGUUAAACUAAAUAAUUUUUUUCGAAUACAUUCUAAUGUUGAAUUUUCAAAUUAUAGCAUUAUGACAAAUAUGACUAGAAAUAUUUUAUUACCAGCAUUAUAUCCACAUCUUUUAACUACACGAGGAAAUCAAGUUUUCAUAUCACCUGAAUCUCAGAUUAUCGCCAAUUUGGAUAUACUAUUAGGUUAUUCUGAACGACAUAUGCAUAUAUUAGAACCAGGCUUAUAUAUUGUCCUUGUACAAAUGAAAGCGCAUAUGGAUCAACAGGCAGCAAUAUUAGUUUCUAAUACACCUACUACAAUACAUAUGCUUCCAGCUGAAAAGAUUCGCUCUAGAUCACAUGUAAGCAAAGAUGAAUGGUAUAGUCUUUGCAGACUAGUUGAAAGAACUGAUGAGAAAAAUGAAGAAAAUUUUAUAAAUUUAAAAAAUUCAGAAAAACGAUUUGUCAUUCAGUUAACUAAAGCAACAUUGAAGUUAACAAAUCGUUUAUGCUAUGGUAUCAAUGAUAUGAAAAUGUUUCGUAUUUUUCUGCCAGAAAUUAUAAGAAUUUCUCCAUUGCAUGCAUUUAUUCUAUUACUGCCACCAGUAGAUCAAGUUUGUUUACCGCCAACAUCGAAUUCAUUGCCACCACCAACAUGUUCAUGGAUUCCAAUGACUUAUUUUGAAAGACAUUUGGGUAUCAGUUAUGAUCCAUUAUUUCAUAAUAAAAUUCAACAUUUAAUUUCACUUUUAGAAUUAAUAAUUCCAUUAUCUCAAUUCGCUCAAAGACAAUGUCUUACAGAAUCAGAUUUAUCACAAAUAUCUGAACGUACUCAAUCAUUACAGUCUAUACAAACAAAUUUAGAGAAUAUGUUUCAAACAAGAAGAUGGCUAAGUGAAACAAUUUCGAUUGCACGUGAUCGUAAAAAGGUGUACAACUUUCAUAUUACUGUAGAACAAAUUAUUAAUGAAUAUUAUGGGAUUUUAAAAUCUUGUCUAGUUAAAUUAAAUCUUGAUUCAUUAACUGAUGAGAUGAUAAACUUUAAUACAGUAUCACAGAAUAUUGAAUUGAAUACAUCCAGUAUCGAUAAAACCAAACAAAUCAGGUCUUCAUCUGUACACAGUGAUUUAGUGGAUGUGACUCCAUCUUCUGAACGUGUAGAUAUAAACAAUCUACCGUCUUCGCCAACUGAAUCAAAACAUAAAGUGAACACUUCAGUAAUACAGGUUUAUGCAGCUUAUCCAACAGGAUUAAAUCCUGGAGUAUCAGUUCGAUUGUUAAUAAAUAUUCGUACAACAGUCAGAGAGGUGAUUGAUAUUGUUGUAAAACGGUUGUUAGAAACCGCUGAACGAAAGAGCAUUAAGGCAAGCGAUGACACUGAUUCUCUUUCCUUAUUACGUUCAUUUGAUUUCAUUCGAACUAAUAUAGAGAAUAAUUUGGAAAACCAUUUAUUCUGUCUAACUGUAUCUGUUGGUGAACUUCAGCGUUGUUUACCAAAUACUGUACGUUUGUUAUUACUAAGAAAACCGUGGAGAUAUGGAAAAUUAACAGUUCGUCUUCUUAAUGAUCUCUCAGAAGACAUUCCACAACGACGACGGCAACAACAGCGACCAGAACCACAGACUGAUAAUCAAAAUACUUCAUCGGCUUCUGAGUUUAUAAAUUCUGGUUUGCAUGAUCAAAAUGUAUCUCCUUUAUUAACAGUUACUUUCGUUCAACCAAAUCUAAAACAGGCCACUAUUAGCUCACCUCCAGAAAUUCUGCCCUAAACAUUUUUAAUCUUCCUUUUAUCGCUCAAAAUAAAUUCAAGGUUCGUUUGUAUUCAAUACUAAAGUCUUAUAAUUUUCAGUCAGAGGAAUAAAACUAUUUGCUAAUUGAAUGUAUAUUGUAUUUAUAUUAAAUUAUUGAGUUCCUUUAAUAUAUUGAGAACAAAAAACAUAAUUGUACCGAUUCAUUAUUCAAACAUCACUUUAUCCAUUAGUCUUUCCUUAAUAACAUUCUGUUCGACUCUUUUUUUCUAAUUUCUUGUCUUUUGUAUAGUAGAAGUUUCUUUUUAGUAAAACAAAUAAAUUUUCAAGGAAGGAAGUUGAUAAUUCAUCACUGGAAAUUUCAUUGCAUUUUAUCACCAAAGUGAUAUAAGGAUAUGGCAUGAGAAUAUGAAAAUAUGUGAGUG